Leishmania major strain Friedlin is the source of this 3120-nucleotide messenger RNA. RefSeq lists its product as hypothetical. The coding region runs from base 1 to 3120 and encodes 1039 amino acids. The record is from RefSeq and is a predicted model, not a curated record. Lineage: Eukaryota; Euglenozoa; Kinetoplastea; Trypanosomatida; Trypanosomatidae. The transcript has a single exon.
AUGAGUCGAGCAGAUAAGCAGCAGCACCAGGAGCACGUGGUCGGCACCUCCCGUGACACGAGCGUCCGUCUGUUCGCCUUCGCCAACACCCGCCCCGGCUACCAGGUUGUGUUUGCCCCAGAAAAGCCGCUCAUUGUUCUCAAGUCGAAGAAUUCAGCGACUCCGCUGCACCCGUGCCUUCAGUGGGAGCCACUGAGCACGCUGGUGUUCCAGGCGCGCCCCAACACCACGCACGCCGUCUACGUAGCGGACACUACCAAUCUUAGCAGCGUCGCCACGUAUGAUCAGGAGGAACACGUCAACGGCGCCGCUGUCGGGCCGCUGCUGAAGCGGCUCAGCAACGCCAUUACGCGGCUAAACCCACACAACGCCACCAUGGUGGCGGCUGGGGUGUCGGGCCACCUCGCCAUGAAGUACGUGCUUGUGGGCGAGAAGACGCUGGGCCACCGUGAUCGACUCGUGCAGCGACUCGUGCUCUUGUGCCCCACCUCCCUGAGCGCCCUCACCGCCAUGACGAACGCCGUGGUCAAACGCCCCGCUGUAGGCGGUUAUCAGCUUCCAGAGGUAGUCGUGCUGCUCAAGGAGCAGGCAGAGGUUCCUGGAUGGUCUGCAUGGCUGACGGCGCUGCAGGACGUGCACCACCGCAUCUCAUCCUUUCGCGUCACCACAGACUUAGGGCCGUCCCUUUUCGCGGCCAUCGUGCGCGAGGCGGGGCUUGCGGAGGCGGACGGCACGGUGGUCGACGUGCAGCAGCGCUACGCGGCACCGCGCGUGUAUCGACUGGACUUCGUGCUGAGCAAGCAGACAAAGAGCGUAGAGCAGCUGCCACGGCUGAGCCCGCUCGACACGCUCGGUUACGACGACGCCGCCGAGGACGAUGGGGAUGAGGCGCACGGCCGCCACCACGCGCACCACCACGGCCACAGCCACGGGCACGGCGCGCCCCAUCACCACCACCGUCACGACCACGCCGCGGAUGAGGACGACUACGAAGACGCCGGCAGCAGCGACGAGGAAAGCGAAUUUGAAGAGGGUGCGGAUGACGCUGCUGCUGGUGAUUCCGCAGGUGCCAUCGAGUCGUGCUGUGGAUGCGGCAGCGAGGGCUGCGGUGGUGACCGGGUGCACGGCGCAGAGGCGGCAGUGAGCGACAGCGCUGGCAGUAUGCUGGUGAGCGGUCUUCACGGCCUCGCCAACUGGUGUGAUCCGGUGCGCGUCAUCGUGGAGGGCCGCGUUCUAGACCUAGGGACCGGCUUGGUCGGCACGACAGACGGUUGCGUGGAGGUGACGAACUUGCCGGCGAUGAUCGCAGCGGACUCGACACUCACCGCGUGGCACGCGCGAGCCGCAUCAACUGGCCAGCGAGCGAAGCAGCGGAGGCCACCUGCAGUGGCGGUGGCCGGUGUGCUGAGCCGUGACAAGGAGGGCCGCACAACGCUGCGCGCCGAGGAGGCGCGGCCGCUCACCAAGGCGGAGGUGCUGCACUCCAUGACGGCCGGCAGCUCCAUUGAAGAGAUUCCGGUGUACUAUAACACUUCUCGCAUUGCACACGGCUACGGUGCGCUGCUGAUUCGCGGCCGAAAAUGUGCGCUGGUGCGCAACGUAGGAGAUGCGAUGGCCGCACACAUGUACAUUCCUUUUGCGCCUCACAGCCGCACUGAGGAGUCGUGCGUGGACUGCGCCGUGCGUGCCCUCUGCGAUGCGUGCGAGGUGAGCAGCGACAACUUUUUCCUGCCCAGCUAUUUGCCGCCGGUGGUCUACUACCCCACGGCGGCCACGGCCAGCGCGGACCACGUCGGGCCACGGUGUGUGACCAUCUACACUGCCUUGGCGAUCAGCCCCCCUCCACGCGGCGCCGCCAGCGAUGCCGUCGAGGACGCGCCAGAGCCCGAGGAGCCGUACGACUGGGUGAGCUUUAGCCGCGCACUGGCACUGGUGGAGACGCAGGCAGAGCGUGAGGCGCUGCAGGAGGCACAGCGCCACCUGGAGCGGGCGCACAAGGCUGGGCUGUACACUCCCGUCAAGGGGUGCGGCCUCUUUGGCGAGGGUGUGAAGCCACAUAGCGGUGCUGCUGUCGGUGCUGUUCUGCCCAAGGCGACUCUGAAUGGUAUUCCAUCCCGGGCCGGACAGCGUCUCAAGACGCUGUCCGGUAUCGAGUUUUACGUGAUUGUAUGCCCUGGUGGUGCGGCAGCUGAGCUGACACCGCCGCUUACUCAGGCGCUACACACGAGCUGCUCGCUCGUGUGCGGCGAAGAUACGACCACCUCAUCUAUCGAGGACAUCGCCGCAGAAGCUCAGUGGCGCGGCGAGCGACACGUCUUGCUGCUGCUGGGCGGGAACGAUGACGCUGCGGCUUUCUGUGAGGCCCACCUGGUCUAUCUGAAGGAGAAGCGACAGGCGACGGCGCAGGUGUUCACGGUCUUGCUGCCGCAAACCGCGACGUCGAUCACCGAGCUCGGCGGCGGGGUGCUCGCCUCCGAGGUGGAGGCGCGACUGGACUCUCUUCUCUCCGCCGUGCGCGUCUCGGAUGCUCUUAUCACGAUGGUGCCGCCGAAGGAACUUUCCCGCGGCGAGCAGGCUGUCCUGCAGGUCUGCUGCAAAGCAAACCCUGACCUCAUGCUCUUCUACAGCUGGGAGGCGCGUCACCCCUUCACCGUGUGCGACCAAACGCCGUCGGAGAGCGGCAGCGCCAGCGAGGCCGGCGCCGCGCCGGUCCUGAAGGAGAUGAAGGUUCGCACACGCGCCGGCGUGCCUGUUGCCCCUGCUGCCCUUGCCUUUCUCACCCACACAGGAGCGCUAGACUGCUUCUAUGCGGCGGGGGAGUGUCGCCUGCUGUUUGCGCACGGCGACGUGUGGGUACCCACCCGCGGCUCGACGCAGGGCUUUGUGUACCUGGAUGUUGUGUCGCACUGCCUGGCCGUGGAGCCGGGCAAGGAGUGGGCGAGUGAGAGCGACACAGACCGCACGAGUGAGCUGACGCUGUUUGUGUGGUGCGCCAAUGAUGCCGCAGCGGGCACGGCUGCCGUGCAUGCGGCUACGCUCGAGAAGCAGCUGCAGUGGAGUGAGGCGAGGGACGGCACUGACUGGCUGCUAGCGUAUGAUCCCCUGCCCCAGUGGGACUAG